GGUAAGUACCUACCUCGGAUUGUUUGUUGGAUGAAGAUUUCUUCAUAAGGCCUAGGCCUACCUGUCUGUCGCGUGUAACAACCCGGUUUCAGAUUAGGCUCAGAUGACCUGAGAUGGCACUGCAUGUUUUUUGAGAGAUGCCAAGUCCCAGUAAGCGGUCCAUGGCGGCCAAGAAAAGACAGGCUGCAUUGAAGUCCACAGAGAUGCAGAGUCUGGUGGAAAAUGCACUAGAUGAGCUGGGUUCCAGUGACAAGGUUGGGCGUCCUUGUGAAAAAAAAGGCCAACCAAUAUCAAAAAACCUUCCAAUACCAUCCAAUACCCUCCAAAACCUGUCAAAACUUGCCUACAAGUGUGCCUGAAUAUCCAACAAACCAACCUACUGUUACAAGUUCUGUGAACGAAAUUGCUUCUAAUUGUGUCUGUAUAACUGAGCCUUGUGUUCCAGAGAGAUCUGUGCUGAUCGGGUCUUUUCAUCAAGGUCAUGCACGGUUUGGAAAUGCACGUAACAGGCAGUGUGGAGCCAUCAGUCUGACUGCACUUUUGAUGUGCAAGAUGAAGAGUGUGUUGACCUGGGAACCUGAAGAUUUAGAUGAAGUUUUGGUCCAGGGUACUGUCCUUUACAGGUCCAUGAGAGCCCAAGGUAAAAUAAGAGACCAUGUUGACGGAAGGGGUUACAUUGCAGUGUCUGAACUGCCAAGACGUCACAGAUUGUGGAAUUGUGUUUUUACGAUAGACUUUGCCGAGUCUUUCACUGGUAUUGUUCAUGUUGAUGACUAUGACCAUGCAUUACGUGAUGUUGCUAUGCCUUUUGAUGUAGCAAUACAGCGGACAUUGUUGAGUAAUGAUGGCUGCCUGUUAACCAUAUGUGCUAACACAUGUGCUAUUGUGAAAGAAGGAUCCAAGUUUGCCUUUAUUGAUUCACAUGCCAAUGGGAGAGUUAAUCAGAAAGGUCAAGAUGCAAGUUGUGUUGCUUACUUUAGCUGUGUAGAGUCUCUGUUCACUUUUGUCUAUAACUUUGCACGAUCUUUUGGAGUAGACACGCCACGCUUUGAAUUAACUGGAGUCAACGCAAGAAUAAUCGAUGGCAGCAUCCAGAUGAGCAAUGCAUCCAGCUGUACAAUGAGCUCUGCGAACUGCCUUGCAGGCUACAGUGAUGUGGUGAAGGAUGCGAUUCUGUCUCUCGCGUUUGCGCUGCCUGUCUUUUCGUUUGCCUCGGAUGAUGAGACAAACUGCUCUGGACUGGAGUGUCGACGGUGAAGUGAGCGGUAGCUUCUAGCAUUCUCUGGUGGUGAAGAUAGCUUGAGGAACAAGAGGAACUCAAAAAAGUAUUUGUUGUGGGACUUCAGUAGGAUCCAAUGCUCCAAUGCAGUCCCAGGAGCAAGUACGAGAUGAAAUCUUACAGAGAAUUCAUGCAAGAUUCAGCUUAAUUCUUAGAAAUGAAACGUUAGAUCUAGAUUACCUUUUGGAUGUGGCUCAGCAGGAGCUCUCCUUGGCAACAAUGGCAUUACGCCAAUUAAAUAUCCCACUAGAACUCAACAGCCUACAGCAGCUGAUUGACAUCCUUAGCUUGCCAGCUAGAUCUGCUCAACAAGCAUCAGUUAAUGUAUCAGAUGUUGUAACUUUGACUGUGGGAGAGCUGGGACGGCCUCGCUUAAGCAUAGCUGCAGAUGCUAUUGAAGGCCUCCUUUCAAAUGCACUACCUAUAGGUCUUCUAGCAAACUUGUAUGGUGUUUCAAGAAGAACAAUGUACAGGCGAAUGAAGGAAAAUGGUCUCUCUGUUCGUGGAUGUUAUUCCGACAUAUCUGACGAUGAACUUGAUUGUGUUGUGAGGUCCAUAAAAUCAAGAAUGCCCCAUGCUGGGUAUAGAUUGGUUAAGGGUGAGCUAUUAGCCAGAGGCUACCGUUUGCAGUGGCGUAGAGUUAGGAGUAGUGUAGAGCGUGUGGAUGGAGCUGGAGUUUUGGCCAGGAUGAUACAAGUUGGAUUUGUAGCGCGCAGAACCUAUAGUGUCCCUGCACCACUGUCUUUGGUUCAUGUAGACACUAACCAUAAAUUAAUCAGAUAUAAUAUUGUUAUAUUUGGUGGAAUUGAUGGCUUCUCAAGGAAGAGCUUCUAUCUUGAUGCUGCUGCAAACAACAAAGCCUCAACUGCUUUCUCUUGGCCGUCAAGAGUACGUGGUGACCAAGGAGUCGAAAAUGUCGACAUUGCCCGAUGCAUGUUCUCAGUGCGAGGAACUGGACGUGGGAGUUUCAUUGCUGGCAAAAGCGUCCACAAUCAAAGAAUAGAGAGACUCUGGCGUGAUGUGUGGUCAGCUGUCACUUGCAACUACUAUGAAGUGCUACAUUCAAUGGAAGAAGAGGGGCUGGUCGACCUAUCAGAUGAGAUGCACCUCUUUUGUGUACAUUGUGAUUCUCCCACGAUUGAGAUCUGAUCUGAAGUGCUUCUCGAGUGGCUGGGACAAGCAUCCUCUUAGAACAGAGGGAAACCUAUCUCCAGACCAGCUGUGGCACAUUGGGAUGCUACAAACACCUGUGGUUGAACCAGAUGUAGAGCCAACAGAACCUAUUCCUGACUGCACUGGUGACCUUGAAGAUGGAGUGGUGGUGACCGAGAUUCCCUGCCCCCUGUCAGAUACGAACUUUGCGGUUCUUGAGGAAACAAUUAAUCCCUUACAUUCCACACUGUGUCAUACGGAUUUGUACAUACAGACUUUUGAUCUUGUACAGAGAUUGAAUUGAAUUAAAUUAAAUCUGAAUAUAGUUUGGAGACUGAAGUCCCUAAAAAUGAGCCGUCUCCAGCUGCUAUGGAAGCUGUGAGAUACAUAAAUCCUCUUUUA
Molecule: messenger RNA, 2833 nt
Organism: Alosa alosa (allis shad)
Lineage: Eukaryota; Metazoa; Chordata; Actinopteri; Clupeiformes; Clupeidae
Exons: 11
Coding region: 1364-2428 (354 amino acids)
Source: RefSeq, a predicted model, not a curated record